AUGGACACGACUUCCCACGACACCGUCGGCGCGUCCACGCUGGCAACUCCCCUCUUCAUGCCUUCAUCGCCACCGUCUCAUCCCGACCAGGGAGAGAGCUAUUCUCCGGUCAGCACAAGAAGCUUCCGUUUUAGUUCGCACGGCGCGACCGGCGCAGACCUCGAUGACGCGCGUUCGCCGCAACGCCGCUCCCCCAAAUCCUCCAGAGCGUCCUCUCUCGAGCGCGCCGCGAACGAGAUCGAUGCCCGUCUAGCGCAGUACACAGUCGACUUCAGCCAGUUUCCGAGCAACCACGCGCUGGAUGAGGAGCCCCUGGAGGAGUUGAGACUGCCACAUGAGGACAACUUAUCCGAUGUCGGUGGUCCGGAUGACUUUACUGCCAACUUGGAGAAGUAUCUUAUGGGGGAGGAUGAUACCAUGGACCACAAGCAUUUCAGCAUAGACCACAUGGAGCGCGACCUGUUCGAGCCAGAACUCCAUUCCGAUGCUGAGCACGAGUCAGAACCCGAGCCGGAGCUGCAGGACGAACUUCCCCAGCCGCAAUCCCAGCCACAGAUCCAGAGACAAGAAGCGAAACAACCCCAGCAGCAGGAAGACUCCCAGAACAACUCUCAAUUGCACCAACCAGCGGUUGAAGAUGAGCCGGAGGUCAGCGGAUACAGUGAAUUUGGGCCUCCUGUCGACAUGUCUACCCCGUCGCAUCUGCUGCGUCGGGCCGGCGGACUGGGGAAAGAUAUAACGCAUCUCGAAAACAUUGAAGAAGACCCGGAUGACGAGAUGGAGGCGACUACAACUACACCCUCCGUUCGCAAGCACAAGCGUACUUCCAGUAAGAACGAGAAAGACGUGACCGAGGAUCUGCGCCGGCAGAUUGCAGAGCUCAAGGACGCGCUGCGCGAGCGUGAUGAACAACUUGAAAGGAACCACAGACGUGUUUUGGAAGCAGCCUCUGCAGGAGAGCAAAUCAAGCACCUACAAGGGGAGCUACAGAGAAAGUCGGAACUGCUCGAAGAGCUGUACGCUAAACGCAGCGACGAGACACUACUUCGCGAGCAAAUCCAGCUUCUACAAAAACAAAACCAGGAGAAAGAGUCCUUCCUCCAGAAGUCUACCAUGAACGCAUCCGAGCUGGGCACUUUGCAAAAGCAGAUGAGUGACAUGCAGAAAGAGCUGCAGAGUCGAAGCUCGCACCCCGAUAUCGACACCGAGCGCCUAGAAACGAUCGCCUAUCUGCGCCAGCAAUUGGACUUGGCUCAGGAGCAGCUGCGAAAGCGCGACGCAACCUUGGACGAGACAAUGGCCAAGCUGAAGGAGGUUACAACCGCCAAGGAGCAGCAGCUCCGGGAGAAGAAUAGCGAAAUCGAUGGCCUCAAAGCUCAGGUCAGCGACAAUCUCCUAGAGGUCGAAAAGCUGGAAAGGGAGCUUGACCGUGUCAACCAGGCAUACGAGACACUUGAGGAAAGAAUCGCCUCUCUAGAAACCAAGAACCGACCAUUAGAAGAGAAGAACAGCACGCUGGAAGCCGAUCUGACGCGCGCACAGUCGCAAGUCACCGCGCAAGAAAAUGCCCUCAAAGCCAUGGCAGCGGACCUCCCGCUCGAGACGGGCAACACCUACACCGAGAUUCUAGAAUUGAUCAAAGACCUCGGCCAGCCCAGCGUUCGACGCACACCAGACCCCUUCGCCAAGGACAAACUCCCCCAGGACCAAGACACGUCCCAAGACUUCGAACUCAAACACUUCCACGAAGAACUAUUAAAGCUCCAAACCGAACUAGCAGAAGCCACCUCAGCGAAAACAACCCUCGAGCUACAACUGACCCGCUCGCAAGACCAAGCCACCGAAGCACAAACCCUCAUCCACUCCAUCGAAACCGAAAACACGCGCCUAACCAAACGCGCGGACGAGCUCAAAUCCUCCCUCGAUAAAGCCCAACAAGAGCUAUCCCAAGCCAACGAAGAACGCACGCGGGCCCUGGAAACCAUCACUCGUCUCAAGAAGGAACAAGAGGACCUCCAAAACGCCACCCAACAGCAACCCAGCCCACCCCCAUCCCCUCCAACAAACACCCACCAACACCAACCCCAAUCCACAUCCACGUCCACGUCCCAAAUCCAAACCCUCCAAACGGAACUCACCAACCUCCGCGCCACCAACACCAAUCUCCAAACCCUCCUCACCAGCACCACCAACCGCGAAACCAAACUCAAAGCCCACAUCCUCACCCUGCGCGACCGGCAUCACACCGAACUCCGCGCGCAGAGAACCAAGAUCGAGCACCUCGAAUCCAUCAUCGCCACGAAGGACGAAACCGCCGCUGCAGUCGACGAACGCAUCGCGCGGUCCGUCGAGAAGCGCGAGAAGGAGUGGCAGCGGCGCGUGGAUCUCCUACUCAAGGAGCGUGAGAGGAUGAGUCGUGCGUUGAUGUGGUCGUGGGGUGAGAAGGAGAUGGGGAGUGUCAAGGAAACUGAUAAGGAGAAUGUCACUGUCGAUGAGAAGGGGAGGAAGAGGCAGGCGUAUCGGUAUAAAUAUGCUACCGGGGUGGAUGGAGAGGUGAAGACGAAGUCGUCGCAGUCUCGGUCGGGGUCGAAGAGAGCUUGA
Aspergillus tubingensis is the source of this 2601-nucleotide messenger RNA. Its product is annotated as putative spindle pole body associated protein SnaD. The record is from RefSeq and is a predicted model, not a curated record. The coding region runs from base 1 to 2601 and encodes 866 amino acids. Lineage: Eukaryota; Fungi; Ascomycota; Eurotiomycetes; Eurotiales; Aspergillaceae. The transcript has a single exon.